AUGCACACGAAAAAGAUGGAGACUCGAGGGACCCACUCAAGGCCACUCCCCAAACAGUUCUCGGCUGGGCUGGUGAAGCAGCUCUCAGCCCUACGCAACUGGGUGGUACGAUGUGCGGACCCAGCCUUGCGUGGGAGGGCGUUUCAGCAGCGGGCAGCUCUUGGGCCUCCUUUCUGCUCCUCCAGCUUCCGGUUCGUGGCUCUCCCCGCUGUUCGCGGGGAGGUGGUAGGUGUGUUGCAAAGUCUAGGGCCCUGUGGUGCUGAAAAGCGACUCCCCAAGCCCGAAACAGGAGUUUGUAGGACUGGGAUAGAAGCUGGAAGGACUGGACUUCAGUUGCUGGCCACUCCCUUCUUCUCGGAGCAGUGUGACUUCACCGAGGAUCGGACAGCAGAAUUCCAGGAGGCCUUCCAGCUGUUUGACAGAACAGGUGACGGCAAGAUCCUGCACAGCCAGCGUGGGGACGUGACGAGGGCCCUGGGCCAGAACCCCACCAACACCGAGGUGCUCAAGGUCCUGGGGAUCCCCAAGAGUGAUGAGAUGGAUGUGAAGGUCCUGGACUUGGAGCACUUUCUGCCCAUGCUGCAGACCAUGGCCAAGAACAAGGACCAGGGAACCUAUGAGAAUUAUGUCGAAGGCCUCUGGGUGUUUGGCAAGGAAGGGGAUGGUACCGUCGUGGGUGCUAACGUCGGUCGUGUCCUAGUCACUGGGGAGAAGACGACGGGAGAAGUGGAGGCGCAGGGGGCAGGGCAUGAGGACAGCAGCGGUUACAUCAGCUAUGAAGAGCUCGUCCCGAUGGUGCUGACUGUCUGGGGAUAUUCCCAGUCUUCCGAGCCUGUGCCUCGCCCUAUGUGAGAUUUCCAUAUGGCCCCAGAAGCUCCCCACAAGCACCAGCAGAGGACCAGAGCCCAUGCCGUCCAAUUUCAAGGCUAGCCAUUCUCUCCCUUUUCCUCUCCUAA
Messenger RNA from Fukomys damarensis (Damara mole-rat), 956 nucleotides. RefSeq names its product myosin light polypeptide 6-like. Gene Ontology annotation, molecular function: calcium ion binding; structural constituent of muscle. Gene Ontology annotation, cellular component: myosin II complex. NCBI's taxonomy places the organism in Eukaryota, Metazoa, Chordata, Mammalia, Rodentia, Bathyergidae. The record is from RefSeq and is a predicted model, not a curated record.